AUGGCCAAAGACACUGUCUGGGAGGACUCGCUUCUGGGCAAGAGAGAAGACAAGGCCGUGGAGGGGCACCCAACAAGCGUUGCCGUCGACAACCCAUAUGCCUUCAUUGACGAGGAAAUCCGGCGGAAUAGGGGACGGCCAGAGGCCCCUGUGGAUGCCACCGAAAAUCUUGAGCUUCAGCUGGAGGCCCUGCAGGAAGUACUCAGACAGAAGAUAGACCAUUCCCUGGAAGCCGCGGAGGCAAGCGCGUCCCUGCUUAGCAAAGCCGUUCCUGAGGCCCUCACCUCAAUUGAAGAUUUGGCUACAGACACGCGAGCUUGUCAGGAGGCGGCAGAGCAGCUCCUCUCUAGCUUAGAGGCUCGAGGAGCAUCGCAGCAGGAAAGCCUUAGCGCUGUAUACGUCCUCCACGCCAUCAAGAAACAUUUUGAAGACUGCAGCAGGAUCGUCGCAGAGCUGCACCGGUGGCAUUUCAGCUUGAAGGACUCCGUGGAGGAGAAAAGCACUGAGGGUUUUGCUUGCGCUGUCGCCGCCUUUGAGCGGCUAGGGGCCCAGGAGAUCCUCUUGAAGGAGCUUCCCGCCUCCCUGAAGGCCCUCUUAGAGAAGGAAUGGCGCUCUUUGUGGGGGCAGACACCUGCAGGACUGGCUGAGGAUACCGAGGCACAAGAUGGAACCACCCUACCGCACGAACAGGCAGGCCUUCUUAAGGGUGUGGAGGCCUUUGACGGACCGGGGGCCUCUAGGGGGGCCCCCAGGAAUGAACCUCUCCAGCCCAGUGCACGCUUCGUCGCCGAACCCGAGGCUCUGAUGGCUUAUGCAGAGCGCUGGUCUUCGGCUGUGGAACAGACUGCGGGGUUCAUUAGGGCGGCUGCCGCCUCUGUGGGAACAGCAAGGAGGGCUUUCGAUUCUGCUUUUGCCGCAGAAGGGGACGGGCCCUGGAAUCCCAAGCACCGAGGCCUAUGGUUGUCUCUUCUUCUCGCCUCAAUGGGCGCUGGCGCUGAUGUGCCCCUGGAGGCACUCGAGCGCCUUCUGCUGCGGCAUGAACAACCGCAGCAGCGUCUGCAGCAGCAUCUGCUGCCUGAAACAGCAGGGCAGGAUGGCUUGGAGCUGGCUGAGCAGCUUAUGGAAGCCUACGAAGUGACAGCGACACUUAUCAGUGCAACCCCGGCCUUCGCAGAGACAGAAGCAACGGAGCCUCAUCUUUGGGAGAGCCUUCCUUGCGGUGAACUUCUCCACUAUUUCCUUCAUGUUCUCUUUUUCCCCCCUCUCUGCCCUUCCGACCCUGCCCUCUCGUCUUGCUUUGAUCGAAGUAUGUCUCCUUUCUCUUCCGCGCCUGCCCCUCUUGUGGUGGCUUGGCCACUGCUGGUUCUCCGCAUGCUAGCGAACAGUGCAACUGCAGCAGCAGCGGAGACGGCAACGCUCUCUCCUGCUAAAGCUGUCUGUCGGUUUCAGCGUGCUCGUGCCUGCUUCUGUCUUCCGUAUUUCCUUUUCUGUGCAAUUUGUUCGAACGUCUUGUUGCCUGUGGUGGCAUGUUCGCAGUUUUGCAGCUCGGUUGAAUUCCUUCCCCCUUCCCUCCUCUCGAUCUAUGGGGCUGGUAUCUCGCGCCGUCUGUCACCUGCCGCAGAAUCCCACCCCCAUGCAACAGCAAAGCGUCUAGCCCCCGCUCAGGCACUAGUGCAGAUGGAAGAGGAGAUUCAAGCAGCUGUGAGCCGCCUCUUGGAGUCCCUCGUCCCUGUAUGCGGGGGAGGCGGCAGAGCAGCCGGAGCGCCCUUUAUUGUUGCAGCAGCAGAUGCUGCACUUGUAGAGACACUCAAUGCCCUUAGCCCCCGCAUCAACACUUUCCACCACACCGUUGCGCUCAAGUUAUACACUUGUGGAAGGUAUAGAUAUUAUCGGGUAGACUUUGCUUCUGAUCGCCCAGUAGACUAUGGAUUGUGCUUCGCUUGGUACUCUAUAGCAUCUGCCUGCAAUCUCUUCUUAUAUGUAGAGUGGCAAGAUGGGCUCGUGGUAGCUUCACCGCGCACCAAGUCUACUCAAAGGCUACUGAAGAAGGAACAGUGGAAGAGCAGGAGGGGUUGCCUUGGAUUGAGCGCCCGUCCGCGGCUCGCUGAGGAAUCCUUGGCAAGUAGCGGGAAAAGUAGAGCCUUUUUGCAUCAGCUAAAAGGAUAA
Molecule: messenger RNA, 2166 nt
Organism: Cyclospora cayetanensis
Lineage: Eukaryota; Apicomplexa; Conoidasida; Eucoccidiorida; Eimeriidae
Exons: 10
Coding region: 1-2166 (721 amino acids)
Source: RefSeq, a predicted model, not a curated record